Bicyclus anynana (squinting bush brown) is the source of this 11232-nucleotide messenger RNA. RefSeq lists its product as uncharacterized. Bases 4035 to 9437 code for a protein of 1800 amino acids. The record is from RefSeq and is a predicted model, not a curated record. Gene Ontology annotation, molecular function: nucleic acid binding. Gene Ontology annotation, biological process: DNA integration. NCBI's taxonomy places the organism in Eukaryota, Metazoa, Arthropoda, Insecta, Lepidoptera, Nymphalidae. The transcript has 7 exons.
AUUAACAUUUAAAUGUAAUCUGUGUGCAUAAUUUCGUGUUUAAUUUCGUUUAUUUCUAAAAAUUUUGAUUAAACCCUGUAAAUUAAAAAAAUGUUACGUUUGUAUGAUUCUCCAUAGGUGGAUUGUAAAGAACAAAGUGUUUGUGCGUGUUUUAAUAGUUUGAUGGUUCUGAAAACUGUUAUGAAAGUUUGGCAUCGACAAAAGGGUUUGUUUAUUUACCAAAUAGCGCAAUUCAAUCUGGACAUGGUAUAAACACUAACCCUCCUUUGGGAUUAGCUGUAGUUGGGUAAAGACGCGAGUUGCCAGUUGUAUAUUAUUUUUGAUGACACUCGUGGGCCGGGUCAACUCUCGAACAAAGUUUGGUUAUACCUACGGGGGCUAGACCUGUGGUGUCAUCAUCCAUACGGUUCUACCGUCUGGUAGUUGUAGCAAUAUUAUUAUCAUUAGUAGCUCACGCCUGACAUAAUAUUUUGAUAAAUCUAAUACAUUUUUAGAUUUAAAUAUGACUUUAAUAACUGAAUAAAUACUUUUCUUCUAUAAAAAUAUAGAGAGACACUCUCGUUGAAUAUUGUUUUAGUAACGCAUGGGUAAGAUUUUCUAAACGAAGUGUGGCAACCCCAAUUACUUAAUAAAAAAUAAAAAUGUUAUAAAAUGAAAAUGGCGUCAUUUCACCAAAUAUCUUAAAACACAAAUUCACGAAUAAUAAAAUAAAUGUUUGCCACGGCCUGUUAAUAUUUAUGAAGACCUCUUCAUGGAUUGGAUUUAAGCAACCUGCUGUGUAAUAUCCUCGCCAUUCUUGAUGUUGAGAAGAUCUAUAAGUCUUUUACGUUUCAUCUGAGUGUUGUGGUUUUUCAUUAUGUUAAAAAUAAGACUUUGUUAGUUCAAGUGUCUCUAUAACUAUGAAGAAGAACAAAAGAAAAUGCUUUGAGUGUGGUUCUUCGCCUGCCGAUGAUCCAGAGAAGACCCUACAGAGAUUACCGAAACUUGAUUCUACAAAUUUAGUCUCUGGUAGCUUAAUCUGGAGCAACAUAAGGUUAAUUAUGAAAUGGUAAUGAAAAUAAACAUCUGAGAAAAGCAAAUUCCAUGAACUAAUUUGAAAGUAUCUGUUACCAGAAGUAAAUUUUUUACUAUACCACUGUUCAAUAUUAAACCACAGGUAUAUGUACUAAAGGCAGGUAAAGUAAAAUUUGAGUUUUAUUUUUGAAUCUAUAAUAAGUAGUUUAUAAUUAUGUAAUGAUGAACCAGAACAAUUUGUUAAUUUGAAACUACAAUUACAAGUUUUUAUAAUUAUGUUAGGCACUAGGCAGACUAAUGAAGAGUAUGUUAGUUUACUUUGUACGAAAAUCUGUUCUUUGACAUAAUUAUAGAAUAAGAUGAUAAGUGAUGAUGCAAUCUAAGAUGGAAGCGAGAUAACUAGUUAGGCAAAGGAUGAAAAUCCACACACAUUUCUGUUUCUACAUAAUAUCUCACCGGAACACUAAAUCACUUGCCAGUAGGGUAUUAACUAGCCAGCCAGACAUAGACCAGAAAGAAAACUUCAAUCGGCCCAGCCGGGGAUAGAACCCAGGACUUCUGCGUAGUUAAUCCACUGUGCUAUGGAGGCCAUUUCGGCAAUAUUUUUCUUGCCUUGAUUUAUAAAAGUUUUUGCCAAUAAUAAGCUACAUUUUUCAUUGAAGGUUGUUUGAAAGAAAUAGCUUUUAGCUAUAAGACCUAAGCUUUGCACAUUUUACUUUUUUUUUCUUUUUGACAAUGUAGCUUCUGUGAACAGUUGAGGAAUUCCCUCAUCUGUGUUACUGUUCUAUCAUCAGAUUGCCUCCGGACAUUUUAGUUAUAUUUCUCACCUGGUUCUUGUCAAGGUUUUGUAAUAAAUAAUAAUAACAAAUGAACUAAGUAAAAAUGGCUAUGUGGUUAGUCUGUCUGCCGUAGAAGUAGGUGCAAGAGGAUUACCAACAAAAUCUUUCUAUAACUUGUUUAAAGACCUUGGCAUCUUUAGGACGGCAGCAACUUCUAUGUAGAAGAAAGAGAGAAAGAAGAAUAAGUAUCCAAAGCUGCUCUUAGUAGGAUCUUACCAAAUUUGGCUAAGCAGGGAGAACAACACAAGUAGGGGAGUUUAAUCAAUUGUCAAGGAAUUCCUUAACCCUACAUCCUGUAGUCACAACUCCAGGACUCUGCUCGGAGUAUUUCUCUCUACCAGGAGAUGGACCUGGCACCUGCACGGAAUGCUAAGAUAUUCAUCUGUCUCUUCAUGAGUACAAUCCUGCUUCUUCACAUGAAUUUUACCCGCAUGACGACGGUUUUUAAUAUAAAAAAUAUUUACACAAUGUCUCAAAAAGCAAUCAAAGCUUUGAAAAAUAAACAAUGUUCGCAGAAGUUCAGUACCAACAAACUCACAAAAAAUGAGCCCAAAUUUAGCAUUACUUGCAAGCCAGACUAAGAAAUUUCAAGAAGAUAAUUUAAAAGAAGACAAUAGAAUAAACAGAUAAACAGAUGGAAACCAGGCAAUAGGUGUAGCAAAAUAGAAGAUGAAGGUCUAGCUGUGCCAGUGCUGAGCCACACAGUUGCUACUGGCAUGUUUGCAAAAUAGCACAAGCUGUAGCAAAAUAGAAGAUGAAGGUCUAGCUGUGCCAGUGCUGAGCCACACAGUUGCUACUGGCAUGUUUGCAAUAUAGCACAAGGUGCUGUAAAAUGAAGAUAUAUUGUUAAAUAUCAUGAGAUAGAAAUAAAAGAUGAAGAUCUAGCUGUACCCGUCCCGAGCCACACUACUGCAGCCACGUUGCCGCUGGCAUUUUUGCAAAAUAGCACAAGGUCACAACAAUUGAUGUAACAAAUAUAAUCAAUGGACCAGGCACCUGCACCAUGAUUCUUUGGAAUACUAAAAUUCGUCUCUUUAUGUCUGUACUUCUCAUAAUGAAAAAUGUCACGUUUUUAUGAAAGAAAUAAUGGAAUCAAAUAAUAAAUAAAACAAGCAUAUGCUGGAAGUCCUCAGAAACAGCUCCGACUUUGAUGAUUUUUUUUAAACUCAUGUUUUUUAUGUUAUUUAAAAUCAUAAAUGUUUUGGUGGACGAAAUUAUUUAAAUUGUUAAAAAAUAUCUAUGCUAUUUAUACAUAUAUAUAUAUAUAUUUUUUUUUUUAAUACAACCGACUUCAAAAAUACAAACUUAUGCAGAAAACUAACAAACGAAAGAAAAUAUUAUAAUAUUUUCUAUCUAUUGAUCACUUUGAAGGCGGUGCCAAUGGUCCAAUUAAUGGGCCGACAAUUAGUUAUCUAUUGUUUACUAGCUAUAGGGUUCGAAUUGCUUUUUCAUAUGUUUAAAAGACUAUCAUCGGAAUGAACCCUUUAUAAUAAAAAAGUAUUAUCAAAAUCGGACAGGUCCGACCUAUUUAACCAUUAAUUUUAGUAUACAACCGAUCGGUUGUAUACUAAAAUUAAUGGUUACACAAUCAAUCAUCCCCUGUUUUCGUACUGUAAAACCAAGCAUAACUGUUAACAUGAGUAGUCCGAUUUUGAUAAUUCUUUUAAUUGAUCAUUCUUGAUUGUUUUAGUUUAAAACCAAGCAUGUCUUCGAAUUCCGAUUUAAAUAACUUUGUUUUAAAUAGAAAGUGUUAAUGCGCAACACCGAACACAAUAACGUCAAUGUCAUCUGUCUAUCAAGUGCAAGUCAAUUCAACGUCAACUGUCAACUGUCAUUCACUACUCUGUAUCUGUAAUUAAUUUUCACUAACUGAAAAAAAAUGUACGCUUCAAAAUUAAAAUCACUGAAGAUAAUCCUGAAAUUUUAUUGAAAUUACACAAAUUCAACCAACAAGAAUAAAAAAUCACAUUCUCCUCAACAUUUUUGGUCCUUCGAGCCGGAUUCGUCGGCGUCACGAUCAAGAUCAAGAAAAGAAGAUCGAGUCGGGCAAAUCCUUUGUUCACAAUUCACUAAUUCCCUCCCUUUACCGUUCUCGUUUACCCUUUUUCCGUGUUAACUUCUUAUUAAAAUAUACUGGACUUCGCUUCUUUACUGUAAGUACUUUUAUAAACCUCCAUAAAAAUGAUUAGUGACGAACAAAAUGUGAAUAUUCCACGAUCGCCACAUAACGUCAAAAUGGCGGAACUAAUUAGAAAACGUGGCACGUACAAAGGGCGUCUUACUAUUUUUGAAAAAUUCAUAUCUAAAUUCGACAUAACUAAUACUCCAUUAUCACCAAUUCAAAUGUCAGAAAUUAACUUGAGAUUUAAAUCCAUCAGUAGUUUAUAUAAUGUAUUUAAUGACUUACAAACACAAAUCGAAGAAGCGUGCCGGGAUGUAGAUUUAACAAAACAAUAUGAAGAAAGAGAAGUGUUUGAAGAACAGUAUUACAGAGCUUUAGCCUCCGCAGAGUGCUUAAUCAAACUUAAUGACGCUGCUUCUAGUUCUAAGUGCACCCCAUGUGGGGAACACUCAAAUAAGCCACUAUCUAUUAAGUUACCGGACAUCAAAUUACCGACGUUUGAUGGGUCAUAUGACCAUUGGCUAGAGUAUAAAAACUCCUACAUAACUAUGAUCCACUCACGCACAGAUUUAGACCCCAUACAAAAAUUUCAUUACCUGAAGUCCUCGCUCAAUGCGGUAGCAUUGCAGGUCAUCAGCGCAUUAGAGUUCACUGCAGAGAAUUAUGCACAUGCGUGGGAUUUACUUCAAAAUAGGUAUAAUAAUAAUCGUUUGCUAAUAUAUAACCAUGUCAAAGCUUUGUUUUCCAUUACAUCCUUAAAUAAAGAAUCUGCCCCACUAAUUAGGAAGUUAAUUGAUACUAUUCUUAGAAAUCUUAGGGCUCUGAGUACACUAGGUGAGCCUACUGAAUCAUGGGACACAUUAAUUAUAUACUUAGUUGUAAGUAAACUCGACCUAUCCACUGAGCGCAAAUGGGAACAACAUAAAGGGUCUUAUAAUUUAAAUUCACACCAAGAAUCAAACCCAGUUAAGCUAGAUCAUUUAAUACAAUUUUUAAGGGAUAGGGCAGAUGUUUUGGAUGUUUUAAAAACUAAUUGCAGUAAGAGUGACUCUAGACACAAUAUCAUUAAUAACGCUAAUAAUAAUCAUCAAUCAAUUAGGAAAGUAUCCUUCAAUCAACAUCAGUCGCACAGUCAUGUUACUUCACAAGUUAACAAAAACAAUUCACAUUCCAAAUACACUCAAGCUUGCCCUAUGUGUGAUGAUUCACAUCCAAUUUAUUCAUGUACUAAGUUUCUAGAUUUAUCUAUUAAUGAUAGAAUUAAAUUAGUGGAUUCCAAGAAGUUAUGCAGGAACUGUCUUCGCAGAAAUCACACUAGUUCGGACUGCCUAUUUGGUCCGUGUAAGAAGUGCUCAUCCAAACAUAAUACACUUCUGCAUAGUCAUGUAGUUAUUGAAAAUGUAAACGCAUCAACAUCAUAUGUACACACAAAUACAUCUUUGCCAGUUAAUAUGAGCCCUUCAUCUCACUCAACUGCCUUGAACUGUACCGAAUAUCCCUCUAAGUCACACACAAAGGAGAUUACUUUAAAUAAUUAUAAUUCACACAACUUAGUUUUGCUAUCUACUGCCUUGGUAGACGUAGUAGCUAGUGAUAAUAAAUUACAUACAGCACGGGUUUUGCUGGACACUGGCAGUCAAAUAUGCCUUAUUAACCAAUCAUUUGCACACAAAAUAAACGCACAACUUAUACAGUCCUCUGUUCAAGUUAUGGGAGUAGGUCAUGCAGUCACUCAAAGCGCACAUAAGUGUACUGUAAAGAUACACUCAAGAGUAAACAAUUUUCAUACACACAUACAAUGUUUGGUUUUACCUCGCAUCACAGCCAGUAUGCCACCAUGCCAGUUAGACAUUAGUAAAAUUUGUAUUCCAAACAACAUUAAACUUGCAGAUCCUAAUUUUCAUCAUCCUUCUGAUAUUGAUAUUUUAAUAGGUGUUGAUAAAUUUUGGGAAUUUCACAACAAGGGUUUCAUAAAGCUAUCAACAGGGCCAUAUUUACAUGAAACCAAACUAGGUUGGGUCAUAUCUGGACCAAUACACACAAGUGCUAACUUGCGCAUCAAUAAUCAAGUUAGUUGUAACCUAACUAGUAGUUUAGAUAGUCAAUUAAAAAGAUUCUGGGAGUUGGAAGAAAUUCCUUCCUCGGGGAGCAAAAUGCUCACAGCAGAUGAACUCACUUGUGAACAAAUUUUCUUAUCAACUCACCACCGAGAACCUGAUGGUAGGUUUUCUGUUAGAAUUCCUCUAAAAGAACCCGCUGAUGUUUUAGGGGACAGCUAUUCAUUAGCCGAGAAGAGAUUUUAUUCAUUGGAACGCAAGUUUAGAAAUUCACCUGAUCUUAAAGAAAAGUAUUGUGAAUUUAUGCGCACAUAUGAACAAUUGGGGCAUAUGACACAAAUUGAUACUUAUAGUUAUCCUUAUUAUAUGUUACCACAUCAUGGUGUUAUUAAUGAAAAUUCAAAAACAACAAAACUACGUACCGUGUUUGAUGCAAGUGCUGUCACCAGUACAGGAAAAUCCUUAAAUAGUAUACAACAUAUUGGGCCUACUUUACACAAUGAUAAUUUUUCUAUUCUUCUUCGUUUUCGUCAAUACAAAUAUGUUGCAUGCGCUGACAUAGAGAAAAUGUACCGACAAAUUAAUGUACAGACUGAUCAACGCACUUUACAGUUAAUUUUAUGGCGAGAGAAUCCUUCUGACUCUUUGAAAAUAUUUAGGCUCAAUACGGUUACAUAUGGUACUGCAUCGGCUCCCUAUUUGAGUAUUAGAUGUUUAAAGCAACUUGCACAGGAAUGUGAAAAUAAGUACACUGUCCCAGGAGAGGAUAACAAUUAUGUGUCUAAAAUAAUCAAUGAAGAUUUUUUUGUUGAUGAUCUAAUCACUGGCCAUGACAAUCAUGAUACCCUCAUGCAAAUUUGUGAUCACAUCACAUCAGUUUUAGCCUCAGGAUGUUUUCCAUUACAUAAAUGGUUAUUUAAUACUUGCUUAAACACACCUAAUGAAUCAAGACAUUUAUCUUUAGGAGAUGAUUGUUCAAAUAAAACUCUCGGUUUGGGUUGGUUCACUCAAAGUGAUGAAUUAUAUUUCACUACCAAACUUAAGGUAAACACACACACUGUUACUAAACGUUCAAUGUUAUCUGUAAUUGCUCAGAUUUAUGAUCCACUUGGGUUGUUAUCACCAACAAUCAUAUGUGCCAAAAUCUUAUUGCAAAAAUUAUGGCUUUCCAAACUUGACUGGGAUGACCCCGUUCCUCAUGAUGUGGUUCAGUCUUGGGAAAAGUUUAUUAAAUCAUUUGACUGUUUAAAGGAUAUUCGCAUUCCUCGACAUGUUAUAGGUUCACAUAAUCAAUACAUUGAACUUCACAUUUUCAGUGAUGCUUCACAAAGUGCUUAUGGUGCUUGUAGUUAUAUACGUUCUUAUUCAGACAAUUCACCAGUGUUUAUCAAAUUGUUAUGUUCAAAAAGUAAAACAGCUCCAUUAAAAGCUAUAAGUAUUCCUCGAUUAGAACUAUGUGGAUCUUUAGUGGGUGCCAAAUUGUUUGCAAAAAUAAGUAAAUCAUUGCGACUUAAAUUUCAUAAAGUAUAUUUUUGGACGGACUCCACCAUAGUGCUUGGAUGGCUUCGCAUGUCACCACAUCUUUUAAAAUCAUUUGUACAAAACCGAGUUACUGAGAUUAAUGAUAUUGCAAGUGAAGCUUGUUGGAGACACGUUAGCAGUGGGGACAACCCUGCUGAUUUGUUAUCUCGAGGCAUGAGUUUUGAUGCACUUGAUAAAUGUCAAUUAUGGUGGAAUGGUCCUGCUUUUUUACACAAUCAUCAUUCAGAAUGGCCACAAAGGCAUUUUACAAAAGAGGUUCCUUCAGAUUUACCAGAAUUAAAAUCUGCAAGUGUAACUGAGAUGUCACUACAUUUAAAUUUAUAUAGUGGGUUAUUUGAUUUCAAUCGGUUUUCAUCAUUUAAUCGCUUAAAGCGCAGUGCAGCCUACGUACUACGAUUUAUUCAAAAUUCACGUACAAAACGCAAUAAUCGUUUGGUUGGUCCGCUCUCGGUUGAAGAGCUGAAUACUUCCAGUACAUUAUUGACGCGAAUAUCACAAAUACAAUCUUUUCCUUUAGAGUACAACUGUUUAACGAAAAAUUUAAAACUAAAAUCUACUAAAAGUAUUACCGGUUUAUCUAUUUUUCUGGAUAAAGAUGGGUUAAUACGCAUAGGUGGUAGACUUGCAAAUUAUGACAAUUUUUCUUACAAUAAAAAGCAUCCUGUUUUACUCGAUAGCAAACAUUGUUUCACUCGUUUGUUAUUUGCAUUUGAACAUAAAAGAUUAUUCCACGCAGGACCUCAAUUACUUUUAUAUCACAUUAGAGAUGAAUGGUGGCCUUUAAAAGGUAGAAAUUUGGCUAGACAAACAGUUCAUAGAUGUGUUACUUGCACACGCUUCAAAGGUCAAACCUUGACACCCAUUAUGGGAAAUCUACCCUCUGAACGUUUUCAAUCAGGUUUUCCCUUCAUGCGCUGCGGAGUGGAUUAUGGAGGCCCAAUUUUGAUACUUAAUCGACGAGGUAGGGGUGCGCGAUUGGAAAAGAGUUAUAUUUGCUUAUUUGUUUGUUUUAGUACUCGUGCGGUGCAUUUGGAAUUAGUCACUAGUUUAACAACUGAUGGAUAUUUACAGGCUCUGAAAAAAUUUAUAUCUAGGCGUGGAAAACCAUUAGAAAUUCACUCAGAUAAUGCCAAAACGUUUAUUGGUGCUAUGAAAGAGUUUUCCGAUUUCAUAGACAAUAAUUCAGAUGCAAUAGUAGAGUAUGCACAUGAUAAUCAUAUCAAAUUUAAAUUUAUUCCACCUUAUGCGCCUCAUUUUGGAGGUUUAUGGGAGGCAGGCAUCAAAUCCUGUAAAUUUCACUUAAAACGCGUGGUAGGCAAUGCCCAUUUAACUUAUGAAGAAUUUAGCACGGUUUUAGCCCAAAUUGAGGCUAUUCUAAAUUCUCGUCCCAUUUCCCCUUUGUCCUCUAAUUCCUCAGACCUUUUACCUCUUACCCCCGCUCACUUCCUCAUUGGCCGCCCGCUGACAGCACCAGCUUCUGAAGAUCUAACUACUACACCAUCACAUCGGUUGACACGCUAUCACAGAAUUGAACAACUCAGACAACAUUUCUGGCAACGUUGGUCUAAGGAGUAUGUCUCUGAACUCCAAACUAGAACUAAAUGGAAGAGUCCAAGUCGAGAUAUCACCGAAGACAUGUUAGUCCUUAUAAAAGAAGAUAAUUCUCCACCCUUAAAAUGGCGUCUUGGAAGAGUCACUGAAGUCUCAAGAGGCAAAGAUGGAGUAGCUCGAGUUGCCUAUAUUCGCACAUCUGAAGGCAUAAUUCAAAGGGCUUGUUCGAAAAUAUGUCCCAUCUUUCCAGAGGACGAGGACCCUGAAGAAGAAGACAUUGGAAGAGUUCUUCCAAGGCCGGGGGCAUGUUAAUGCGCAACACCGAACACAAUAACGUCAAUGUCAUCUGUCUAUCAAGUGCAAGUCAAUUCAACGUCAACUGUCAACUGUCAUUCACUACUCUGUAUCUGUAAUUAAUUUUCACUAACUGAAAAAAAAUGUACGCUUCAAAAUUAAAAUCACUGAAGAUAAUCCUGAAAUUUUAUUGAAAUUACACAAAUUCAACCAACAAGAAUAAAAAAUCACAUUCUCCUCAACAGAAAGGGUAUAUUCCGACAAUGGUCCCAAAUCAUUACAAAUUUAAAAAAAACGAAGAUGACUGGUUAUUUUUCAAUUAAUUGUAUUGUAAAACUAUGCGUAACUUAUUACGAAGUGGUCCGAUUUCGUAAAUUCUUUAUAUAAAGGUAUUUUGAUUGUAAAGCUCCCAUAUAAAUUUUAAAAAACAAUUCCAAUCCUAAAUGUGCGAUUGAUUGUUUUCUCAUUCAUUUUAAUGUAAAACCAAGCAUAACUUUUUAUUGGGUGGUUCGAUUUUGAUUAUUCUUUUUUUGAUAGAAAGGCUAUAUUCCUAAAAGUCUCAUAAAAUGUUGGAAAAAACAAUUUCAAACCUAAUAGUAGGAAAAUAGAAGAUGAUUAAUUGUUUUCCCAUUUAUUGUAAUGUUAAACUGUGCGUAACUUUUUACUGAGUGGACCGAUUUUGAAAAUUCUUUACUUUUUGUAAAGGGUUUAUUUCGAAGUAGGUCCCAUAUAAAUUUCGGAAAACAAUUCGAAUCCUUAAGGUGGAAAAAAACGGUACGAUUGAUUGCCUACCCAUUAAUUGUACAAUUGGCACCGGCUUCAAAGUAAUCAGUAGAUAGAAAAUAUUAUAAUGUUUUCUUCAGCUUAUUAGUUUACUGCAUAACUUUGUGUUUUUGAAGUCGGUAGUGUCUAUUUUUUAAUUAUUUAUUAUAUAAAUAGCAUAACUAUUGUUAAAUAGUAUAAAUCGUUCCAUCCUCACUCAAUAUGAAGAAACAAACUGAACAAAAAAAAUCAUCAAAAUCAGAGCUGUUUGAGGAUGUAGAGGGUAAAUGCUCUAUUGAUUCGCCUAAAAGUAAUAUUAUGUUAUCGCAUUAGGUUGUAAAGUUUGGCUAAUGAAAGUAGAGACUGAAAUUGCCCGCCAAAUUUAAAAAUCACAUGCGUUUUCAUAAUUUAUUUAAAUUAGUUUUUCUUUGUGAAUACAUUAUUACCUAUACUAUAAGUGUUAAACUCAGUUAUUCCAAUAUUUGCACUAUAAUUUUGAGAAUUUACUCCGAUUUUUUAAAAUUUGGCGGGUGAUUUCAGUUUCUACUUUCAUUAGCCAAAUUCUAAUAAUUUUAUUGUUUAUGAAAUUUAUACUAAUUAGAAAGAGGAAGAAUUUGAUUAUUUGUUUGUUUGCAUUGAAUAGGCUCUGAAACUACUUUGCUGAUUUAAAAAUUUCUUACAGCAUUAUAAUCAUGGAUUAGGCCAUAAUUGUUAUCUCUGUAUUCCCACGGGAACGAGAACUACGCUGGUGAAACUGCGUGACGUUUGCAUAGUUUAUCAUAUGUACAAAUAUCCCGACAAUCUAUAUUUUUAUGUAUGAAUUGGUUAAGUUAUAAUUGACUUGAUUUUCCCAAAUAUCUUAGUGAAGUCAAAUACCCAAUUGAUGCAUAGAUAUAUUUUUAUUUUGGUUUUCAUUUUACUUUAAAGAUAAAAUUUAGUUUUAGAAGCAAAAUGAAUAUAUGUAGAUUAUAUUUAAGGUGCUGAUGUUUACUUAGUAAUUGAUUAAGUGCAUAACAUAUUUAUUUGAUAAUAAAGACAUUUCAACUUGAAA